Teleopsis dalmanni is the source of this 3306-nucleotide messenger RNA. RefSeq names its product importin subunit beta (gene Fs(2)Ket). Gene Ontology annotation, biological process: protein import into nucleus. The record is from RefSeq and is a predicted model, not a curated record. The transcript has 6 exons. Bases 476 to 3133 code for a protein of 885 amino acids. Gene Ontology annotation, molecular function: small GTPase binding; nuclear import signal receptor activity. NCBI's taxonomy places the organism in Eukaryota, Metazoa, Arthropoda, Insecta, Diptera, Diopsidae. Gene Ontology annotation, cellular component: nucleus; cytoplasm.
UUGCCAUUCGUCAUUCUUCCAUGUGGAAGUAAAGUUGCAUCGGAUUGUCGCGUACGAAGAGUUGAUACUAGUUGGAGUCCAAUUAAAAGCAAUAUUUUACGUUAACAAUAUAAUUCAAAUAAUAUAAGAGUGUAGUUUUUCACUACGAUUUGUCUACAAGCAAGGAGGCGAUCAACAUAACAAAAAUCUAAGUUCAUGCAGCGCAGUAAGAGAGACGAAUAAAGUGUAAAAGAAAAUCAAUCAUUUUUCUUGUCCGUUUUGACUGACGUAAAGUUUUAAACAACAAAAGGAAUUUCGUAAUAAGUUUUUAAAUAAUAUAUCUGAAUAUAUAAGUUUAAAAACUUUAUUUUCAACUAAUUGCAUUUUAUUUUGCUUGACUUGGUCUGUGUUUGAAAAUACGAGUCGAAGUGAAGCAACAUUCCUGAGCAAGUAAUUUUAGUGACGCUAUAAAAAUUUGCAAAAAAAAAGCGGUAAAAUGAAUCCACAAAUUACGAUGCAAUUAAUUGAGGUGCUGGAAAAGACUGUGUCACCAGAUAAAAAUGAGCUUAUGUCAGCGAAGAACUAUUUGGAGCAUGCUGCGGAUAGUAAUUUGCCGGAGUUCCUUAAAGCUUUAUCUGAUAUUGUAGUUGGUAUAAGCAAUAGUCCUGUGGCUCGAAUGGCAGCUGGUUUGCAACUUAAGAACCACUUGACUAGUAAAGAUGAAAUGAUAAUACAACAAUAUCAACAACGUUGGCAUCAGUUUCCAGAAGAUAUUAGAGAAUACAUAAAGAAAAAUAUUCUUGCUGCAUUGGGUACCGAAAAUACACGUCCGUCGUGUGCUGCACAAUGUGUGGCUUAUGUUGCAGUCGCAGAAUUACCGCUAAACCGUUGGGGCUUAUUAAUACAAACUUUGGUUAACAAGGUUGUUACAGUUGGCUCUAGUGAAAUGGAUCGUGAAGCAGCUUUAGAAGCAAUCGGUUAUAUUUGUCAAGAUAUACGUUUUGGUGUUCUUGAACAUCAAUCGAAUGCUAUUCUAACAGCUAUUAUUCAUGGUAUGCGCAAACAGGAACCAAGUGUACAUGUUCGUUUAGCUGCCACAACAGCUCUAUUGAAUUCUCUUGAAUUUACUAAAGCUAAUUUUGAGCAAGAUAAUGAACGCAAUUUUAUUAUGGAGGUGGUAUGUGAAGCAACUCAAUCCGUCGACACACAGAUUUGUGUUGCAGCUCUACAAUGUCUUGUUAGAAUUUUAUCAUUAUAUUAUCAGUAUAUGGAACCUUAUAUGGCUCAAGCUUUGUUUCCCAUUACAUUAGAAGCUAUGAAGUCAGAUAAUGAUCAAGUUUCAUUACAAGGUAUUGAGUUCUGGUCAAACGUCAGCGAUGAAGAAAUAGAUCUUGCAAUAGAAAAUCAGGAAGCUAAUGAAGCUGGGCGUCCACCUCAACGUGUUUCAAAGCAUUAUGCUCGUGGUGCAUUACAAUUUCUUACACCAGUUUUGGUAGAAAAAUUAACAAAACAAGAUGAAUGCGAUGAUGAAGAUAAUUGGAGUCCACCAAAAGCGGCAUCUGUUUGUUUAAUGUUAUUGGCAACGUGCUGUGAGGAUGACAUCGUGCCUCAUGUGUUUCCAUUCAUUAAAAAUAAUAUCGAAUCUCCGAAUUGGAGAUUCCGUGAUGCUGCUGUGAUGUCAUUCGGUUCAAUAUUAAGUGGUCUUGAAGCAAAUACAUUGAAACCGCUUGUUGAACAAGCAAUGCCAACACUUAUACGUCUUAUGUAUGAUGAAAGUGUUCAGGUGCGUGAUACAACAGCUUGGACAUUUGGACGUGUUUGCGAUAUAAUACCCGAAGCUGCCAUUAACGAAACUUACCUCAAUCCAUUACUUGAAUGUUUUGUAAAGGGUUUAAAGGCCGAAGCGCGUGUUGCUGCUAAUGUAUGUUGGGCUUUUAUUGGACUUUCCGAUGCCGCAUAUGAAUCAGCUGAAGUUGUUGAUGGCGGAACUCCAAAAACUUAUUGCUUAUCACCAUAUUUCGAAUAUAUUGUUACACAACUGUUAGAAACAACUGAUCGUCGAGAUGGAGCUCAAGCAAAUUUACGUGCUGCUGCUUAUGAAGCUUUAAUGGAUAUGAUUAAGAAUUCACCUUUAGAUUGUUAUAUUGUAGUUCAACGUACUACAAUCGUUAUUCUUGAACGUUUGAAUCAUGUUUUGCAAAUGGAAUCACACAUUUCAAGUCACACUGAUCGUCAUCAAUUUAAUGACUUACAAUCUUUACUUUGUGCCACACUGCAGAGUGUAUUGCGAAAGGUACGCGAAGAAGAUGCACCACAAAUUUCCGAUGCCAUUAUGACUGCUUUGUUAACAAUGUUCAGUACAGCAUCUGGUCGCGCGGGUGGCGUACAAGAAGACGCUUUCCUUGCUGUAUCGACACUAGUCGAGCUACUUGGAUUUAAAUUUGGUAAAUAUAUGGAGGCUUUUAAACCAUUCCUUUAUAUGGGCUUAAAAAAUCAUCAAGAAUAUCAAGUAUGUUGCGCAGCAGUUGGUUUAACUGGCGAUAUAUGUCGUGCUCUAAAACAUCUUAUGUUGCCUUAUUGCGAUGAAAUUAUGACCUUAAUGUUGGCAAAUUUAUCUGAACCAAAUUUACAUCGAAGUGUAAAACCACAAAUUCUUUCAGCUUUUGGUGAUAUUGCCUUAAGCAUUGGGGGAGGUUUUGUCAAAUAUUUAAAUGUUGUAUUAGAUAUGUUGCGAGCUGCUUCCACACUUCAGGUUGAUCAAAGCAGUUACGAUAUGAUUCAGUAUAUAAGUGAACUGCGUGAAAGUGUGUUGGAGGCUUAUACAGGAAUAAUACAAGGUUUAAAAGGCACUGAACAGGCUCCACAUCCAAACGUGAUGCAUCUUGAACCUCAUCUUGCACAUGUUAUUAAUUUUAUUAAAUCUAUUGCCGUUGAAGGUGAAAAUUCUGAGUCAAUGGUAGCAAGUGCUGCUGGUUUCAUUGGUGAUUUGUGUUCUGCGUUUGGUCCUAGAUUGUAUCCACUACUUGAUGAUGUUGCUUUAUCACAAUUUCUAGCGGAUGGUAAAAGAUCAAAGGCACAAAGAACGAAAUCUCUUUGCAAUUGGGCAACAAAAGAAAUAAAAAAGUUGCGCGAUAGCCAUUCUAUUCCUCAGUAAACAUCGUUUCAAUUGAUAUAAAAUUUAGUCUAGUAAUUGUUUUUCAUUUUUAAGAUUACAAAUUUUAUAAUUUAAGAAUAAUAAGAACUUAAAAAAAAAUUUAUAAUUAAACAAACGUACUUUGAAAAAGUGAGACAAACCCACGUAACAGACCAAUUCGUUAUAAGGCAAAU